Messenger RNA from Talaromyces rugulosus, 1971 nucleotides. RefSeq lists its product as uncharacterized. Bases 1 to 1971 code for a protein of 656 amino acids. The record is from RefSeq and is a predicted model, not a curated record. NCBI's taxonomy places the organism in Eukaryota, Fungi, Ascomycota, Eurotiomycetes, Eurotiales, Trichocomaceae. Gene Ontology annotation, molecular function: protein binding. The transcript is spliced from 2 exons.
AUGGUACACGACCACCACCAUCAUCACACCCGCCGUGAUUGGCUUUCCGAUAUAGACAGCUGGUUAGGAAUCGACGAUGGGGAUGAUGGCAAUUCACGCGGUGGUCAUCAAGCGACUGAGCAACCUGAGUCCGCCGUUUCCACUAUUGUUAUGACGGCGGACCCUACUACCAUCACUAAAAAGCCAGAGACAACUGUGCCUGCAGGACUGGGCCCUCCCGUACAACAGACACAUGCGACUGAAACCACCCACACCACCAAACCCAAGGAAACUACCACCACGACGCACACGACAAGUACGAGUACUACGAAGAAAAGUACAAGCACAAGCACGAGCACGAGCACCAGUACCAGUACCAGUACCAGCACGACAAAGACAACUAGUACCACCGAUUCUACUUCGACCAGUUCUACGUCAACAACUAGCACAACAAGGGACCCUCGCACAACCACUUUCUCAACAGCCACUACGGCAACUGCCGCUCUUUCUACCACGACAGCUCUAACUGCUGCUUUGGACCAGGCCUCUUCUACCUCUACUCCCUCUGCCUCGGCCUCCGCUGCAGCAUCUAGUUCUGGCGGCAUUUCUGGCGGAGCAAAGGCCGGGAUUGCCAUUGGGAUUUUGCUAGGAUUGGCUGCCAUUGCGGGAAUAGUCCUCUUCUGGCUGCACAGGCAGAAGAAGCGAAAGCGAGAAGAGGAGGCAGCCGAAGCUGCUGCUAUCGAUAGAGAGAAGUCGUUUGCUCCCGCUCCUACUUCUCAGCCCGCGAGGAAUUAUAACUCGAACUCGACUGCUCCUACACCUCCCUUCGGCGCGCGCCCAGCUAAUCAAUUCAAUCCCGCAUAUGGUCAGUCAGCAGCGGUAGGUGCAGGGGUUGGUGCAGGAAUCGCUGGUGCUGCUGCUGCCGGCGCUGCAUCCAACGCUUCGCGAGGAAAUCAAGGUCCUUGGUCGGCGAAUUCGACCUCGCGUUCAACUCGCCAGGAUCCAUUCACCGAUCCUGAGAAUCCUUUCGAUGCUAGUGCUCGGUCGUCACCACCAACACCUCUCGCUAAAGAUGGCUCUGUACAAUCCUCUCAAGUCAGGGAGCUGACCCCCUCGCCGACCGGAAGCGGUUCGGCGGUUCCCAGUUCUCUCACCGCUGGCAAACCCCCCACGCCUUCAGGAGAAGCGGUUGCUGCUGGUGUCGCUGCUGGAGCCCUUGGCGGAGCAGCCAUCGCAGCAGCAGCAGGCAACCGCACACCGUCCCCUGAAUACCGGGAAGGAAGCCCCGAAAACGGUUACAGCUCUCGUCCUCAAUCUCCAGCUAUGGGUGGUGGCGCGCCGCUCGCUAGCAAUGUUCAUCGUGUCCAGAUGGGCUUCACACCGUCCUUGGCGGACGAGAUGGAAUUGCGAGCUGGUCAAUUAGUGAGAAUACUGAAGGCCUAUGAUGACGGAUGGACACAAUGCUCCAGUAUGGAUGGAUCAGUACAAGGUAUCGCACCACGCAGCUGUCUUUCGGCGCGACCUUUGCAGCCACGCAGACCACCUGGUCCUGGCCAAGGACCUCCUCGUGGUGGUCCCCCAAUCAUGGGACCAAAUGGUAGACCAAUGUCUCCUGCUGGUGCUCGUCCUCCCAACGGAGGAGGUCCACCACGUUUCUACCAGGACGGUCGCCCAAUGACUCCUACCCAACCCUUCCCUGCUCCUCCUACCGGCUCGCGUUCGAUGUCUCCAGGACCUAGCGAGAUGCCGCGCCCCUUGACUCCUGGAGGAUCCUCGCGUCCUUCGAGCCCAAGCACAAGCAAUAACAACAACACCGGACGAGCACGAAGCAACAGUUCUAACCUUGCGCAAAAUAAUCGGCCAAUCGUUCAAGCGGGUCCCAGUCCUCUGGCUCCGCCAACAGGUCCCUUGCCCAGUACUCCCGUGCAAGCCAACGAUCAGUUACAGGCAUCAGCAUCUAUUGGCAGAAAGCCAGUUCCUGGUCAAGAAUAG